Penicillium waksmanii is the source of this 789-nucleotide messenger RNA. RefSeq lists its product as uncharacterized. Bases 1 to 789 code for a protein of 262 amino acids. The record is from RefSeq and is a predicted model, not a curated record. The transcript is spliced from 2 exons. Lineage: Eukaryota; Fungi; Ascomycota; Eurotiomycetes; Eurotiales; Aspergillaceae.
AUGAAGAUUUCGAAGCUGGGCCUUGUUCUUUUGACGAGUACGUGCAGCCACGCGUUCAUUCUCGACAAGUCUUGCGGCGAUGCCAAAGGAAAUCUCGCAAUGCGUGUGAAAAAGUCCGUGAGAGAAGCGAAGCUGGCACUUGCAAAUGCAGCUGAGGUUGCAGAACAAUGCGAAGCCGAUUGCAGUCUUCAGUCAGCGGUUGACGACCAAAUUUUGGCAGAGGUAAAACAAUGGUGUGGUGAUGGUGGUGAUAUCGAACGACGGAAAGCCAGUAACAGCCUGCUUGUGAAAUUCCUCGGGGAUGAAUCUGCGGAUACUUGGAGCAAAGUCCACUCGGCCACGAGCAAGGCGAAAGAAGUCCUUAAAACCUCUUCAGACCAGUCCGACAAUGCGAAAAUCUAUUGUGGCGACUCGUCAUUCGUUAGGCAGGCCGGACUAUGGAAGGACGAAGACUCAGAGUACGCGGACAUUGCUUGGACUGCCGAUAAAACUUCGCCUCAAAGGCCAUGCGAAAAGGUCAUCGGCCUUGGCCUUUACCAGACGGGAGCAACGCAUAAAGGAAUACUCCUCUGCAAUUACAAGGACAUGCUCGAUACCAAGACCAGCCAUACGGUUGCGGGAAACUACUUCAGCUAUAGCAAUCUGUUGGACAGCACCACCGACGUCCCUAUCGCAGCUUUUGCGGACAAAAUCAGCUCAGUAUUAAUUCACGAGAUGAUUCAUUUGGGCGACAUGCAGCAAUGUAAGAGUUUUGAGAGUCCCACAAACGUCUAUGCUGAUAUCCCAUGA